This is a messenger RNA of Globicephala melas (long-finned pilot whale), 728 nucleotides long. It is a transcript of the gene CUTA, whose product is annotated as cutA divalent cation tolerance homolog. Lineage: Eukaryota; Metazoa; Chordata; Mammalia; Artiodactyla; Delphinidae. Gene Ontology annotation, molecular function: copper ion binding. The record is from RefSeq and is a predicted model, not a curated record. Gene Ontology annotation, biological process: response to metal ion.
GCUGCCCAGGUAAGAAGAGGCCGCUCUUCCUAGCUUUGGGGCCCUUCCUCGGCGUAACGUGUGGCCUUUGAUCAACUCUCCUCUACCAGCAGAGGCUGCAUGAGGGGGGGGCGGGCUCCCGCAUUCCUGCUCGGCGGAGGGGCCGCUCUGUUCCUGUCGCUUCUUUGGAUGCCGGCCCUGCUGCCUGUAGUCUCUCGCCUUCUGUUGCUACCCCGAGCCCUGCUGUCCAUGGCUUCAGGAAGCCCCCCGUCCCAGCCCUCGCCGGCCUCGGGCUCCGCCUACGCUGCCGGCUCGGUCUCUGCAGCCUUUGUCACCUGCCCCAACGAGAAGGUCGCCAAGGAGAUCGCCAGGGCUGUGGUGGAGAAGCACCUGGCAGCCUGCGUCAACCUCAUUCCUCAGAUUACAUCCAUCUAUGAGUGGAAAGGAAAGAUUGAGGAGGACAGUGAAGUGCUGAUGAUGAUUAAAACCCAAAGUUCCUUGGUUCCAGCUUUGACAGAUUUUGUUCGUUCUGUGCACCCUUACGAAGUGGCCGAGGUGAUUGCAUUGCCUGUGGAACAGGGGAACUCCCCGUACCUGCAUUGGGUGCGCCAGGUUACAGGGUCAGUUCCCGAGUCCGGCACAGCCCCACCGUGAUGAGCCUUUGUUUUUGCCACGUUCCCUUCAUAUACUUCAAUGCCCCCUGCCUUCCAGGUGAUGACUGGACCCUUAAUAAAGCUUUAGUUCUGUCA